Penicillium alfredii is the source of this 1365-nucleotide messenger RNA. It is a transcript of the gene pex13, whose product is annotated as peroxin PEX13. Gene Ontology annotation, cellular component: peroxisomal importomer complex; peroxisome; peroxisomal membrane. Gene Ontology annotation, biological process: protein import into peroxisome matrix, docking. Lineage: Eukaryota; Fungi; Ascomycota; Eurotiomycetes; Eurotiales; Aspergillaceae. The record is from RefSeq and is a predicted model, not a curated record. Bases 1 to 1365 code for a protein of 454 amino acids. The transcript is spliced from 3 exons. Gene Ontology annotation, molecular function: protein binding.
AUGGCGUCGGUCUCGCCACCAAAACCGUGGGAAAGAGCGGGCGCAGCGGGAAACUCUUUGUCCACAACACCCACCGCCAGCAGCCCUGCCACCUCGUCCGCGAUGACUCCCACCUCCGCUUCGGCGGCCAACCCCACCGCAACAUCCGCAACCGCAACCACUUCCACCGCCCCCGAUCUUCCCUCCCGCCCCAGCGCCCUUAACUCGGUCGUCAACACCACAGCCUCUAACUAUUCGCCGUACGGAGCCUCACGGUUCGGCGCCAGUCCCUAUGGAGGAUAUGGCGGGUACGGUGGAUAUUCAUCACCGUACUCGCGCUUCGGCUCCAUGGGUUCGAUGGGCUCGAUGUACGGCGGGUACGGAGGCAUGUAUGGCGGCAUGGGUGGUAUGGGUGGCAUGGGCGGGAUGUAUGGCGGCAUGCCUGGGCAGGAUCCCAAUGACCCCAACAGCUUGACCAACUCGUUCAGCCAAAGUACCCAGGCUACGUUCCAGAUGAUCGAAAGCAUCGUCGGCGCGUUUGGUGGCUUUGCUCAAAUGUUAGAGAGCACUUAUAUGGCCACUCAUAGUUCUUUCUUUGCUAUGGUCUCGGUCGCAGAGCAGUUUGGAAACCUGCGCAACACACUCGGCUCGGCCCUGGGCAUUUUCGCCAUCAUCCGGUGGUUCCGCACAUUGAUUGCUAAGCUCACUGGGCGUCCUGCCCCUGCCGAUGCCACGGCGUUGACGCCGGCAGCCUUUGCCUCUUUUAUGGGCGGCCGGUCUGCCCCCUCCACUCUUCCGGACGGCUCUCCGGCACCGGCGAAGCCGUCGAAGAAGCCAUUUUUCAUGUUCCUGGUCGCCGUGUUCGGUCUCCCAUACCUGAUGGGCAAGCUUAUCAAAGCGCUGGCCCGGUCACAAGAGGCAGAGGCGCUUCGCCGCCAGCAGCUCGUUGGCCCCAACGGCGAACAGUCCACCGCCCUGGACCCGUCCAAGCUGGACUUCUGCCGCGUCCUGUACGACUACUCUCCGGAGACGCAGGAGAGCAAUGGCAUCGACCUGGCCGUCAAGAAGGGCGACAUUGUCGCCGUGCUCAGCAAAUCCGACCCCAUGGGCAAUGCGUCGGAGUGGUGGCGCUGCCGUGCUCGUGACGGGCGCGUUGGCUACCUCCCGGGCCCAUACCUGGAGACUAUCCAGCGACGACCUACUCAGCAAGCCAUCACAGGAGGCAGUGAGCCGGCUACUCGCACCGGCACGAUGAAGAGCGAAACUGCCCACGACCGCUCGCAGAGCCUGUCGUCGCUGUCGAAACCCGAGGAGAAACCCGAGAUCAAGGGCAAGAUCGGUGACAUUUCGCCCGAGAGCUUCCAGAAGAGCACUUUCUACUCGUGA